Molecule: messenger RNA, 249 nt
Organism: Diatraea saccharalis (sugarcane borer)
Lineage: Eukaryota; Metazoa; Arthropoda; Insecta; Lepidoptera; Crambidae
Source: the annotation of a GenBank genome assembly
AUGCCUGAGAUGAUCAAAUCGCCCGCCGACAUCAAAACCGCACCUUUCGACCCGCGCUUCCCUAAUCAGAAUCAGACAAGACACUGCUACCAGAGCUACUUGGAUUUCCACCGGUGCCAGAAGGUUCGAGGUGAGAAGUACGAACCCUGCUAUUACUUCAAGCGGGUCUAUAGGUCACUGUGCCCCAACGAGUGGUCGGAAAAAUGGGACACCCAGCGCGCAGAAGGCACCUUCCCUGGCAGGAUUUAA